CGAACUCUGAUUCAGUGAUUGUAUCGACUCAAUCAGCGAUUGAUUUAACAGGCCCGAAAUGUAACGCACGCGCAAACCUAGUUCUUCCUUUCUGCUAAAUUCUUCGCCAUGGCUCCUGUGAAGAAACAGAGCAACAAAGGCUCCAAGGGUGGCAAGAAGAAGAAGCAGGUCCUGAAGUUCACUCUUGACUGCACCCACCCUGUUGAAGAUGGCAUCAUGGAUGCUGCCAACUUUGAGCAGUUCCUUCAGGAGCGCAUCAAGGUGAACGGGAAAGCUGGCAACCUGGGUGGUGGUGUGGUGUCUAUUGAGAGGAGCAAGAGCAAGAUCACUGUGUCCUCUGAGGUCCCCUUCUCCAAAAGAUAUCUGAAAUAUCUGACCAAGAAGUACUUGAAGAAGAACAACCUUCGCGACUGGCUGCGUGUUGUGGCCAACACAAAGGAGAGCUACGAGCUACGCUACUUCCAGAUCAACCAGGAUGAGGAGGAGGAAGAGGAUGAGGAUUAAACAUUGUCUGCUGGAUUUUGUACAUUCAAUAAAUUCUUAGAGUACUCCUGUUUUUUAUUUUUUCUCUACGGUGACAAGACAUGGAGCGGGUGGUAUAUUUACUAGGACACAAAAGGUCUAAAACAGGGAGGGACCUACCUGAAUUUGUCCAACAAGAAACACAUUUUCAUUGCAAAAAGUUUUGCUGCGGUGUGCACUCCUGAAUACACACUGUGGGUGACGAUCACUCAACCUUCUUGUGACAAUGCAGUACAGUGCCUAGAGAAAGUAUUCAGACCCCUGGACUUAUUCCACAUCUUGUUACAUCCUGAAUUCAAAAUUUAUUAAAUAUACUUUCUCACCCAUAUACACACAUUACACCAUAAGGACUAAGUGAAAACAUGUUUUUAGAAAUUUUUGCAAAUAUAUUGAAAAAGGAAUAGCUCAUUUACAUAAGUAUUCACACCCCUGAGUCAAAACUUUGUAGAAGUCUUUCUGGCUAAGCUUUCCACACCUGGGUUGUGACAUUUGCCCAUUAUUCUUUAAACUCAUCCAGCUCUGUCAAAUUAGCAGAGCAUUGCUAGACCAUUUUUAGGACUUGUCAUAGAUUUAAGCAGAUUUAAGUCAAUAACUCGGCCACUUGAACAUCACUGUUUUCUUGGUAAAUUACUAGUGUAGAUUUAGGCUUUUGUCCUGCUGAAAGGUGAAUUCAACUUCUAGAAAGCAGACAACCAGGUUUCCUCUAGGAUUUUUCUUGUGCUUAGCUUCUAUGUUUCAUUUUUUUAUCCUGAAAAACUCCAGUGCUUAAUGACUACAAGCAUACCCAUAACAUGAUGCAGCCACCACUAUGCUUGAAAAUAUGGAGAGUGGUACUCUAAAGUGCAGUUUUGGAUUUGCCACAAACAUAAGUUUGUAUUCAGGACAGUAUUUAGUGCCUUGAUGGAAUAUUCUGUACAGGCUUCCUUUUCACCCUGCCAACUAGGUUAGUAUUGUGAAGUAACAAUGUUGAUCCAUCCUCCAUUAUCUCCCAUCACAGCCAUUAAACAGCUCUAAAAUCA
This is a messenger RNA of Oncorhynchus mykiss (rainbow trout), 1541 nucleotides long. Its product is annotated as large ribosomal subunit protein eL22. Gene Ontology annotation, molecular function: RNA binding; structural constituent of ribosome. Gene Ontology annotation, cellular component: ribosome. The record is from RefSeq and is a predicted model, not a curated record. Lineage: Eukaryota; Metazoa; Chordata; Actinopteri; Salmoniformes; Salmonidae. Gene Ontology annotation, biological process: cytoplasmic translation.